AUGAGCGGCCUCCGAUUCCUCGACCUGGUCAAGCCCUUCCUCCCUUUCAUACCCGAGGUCUCAGUCCCGGAGACGAAGACCGCGUUCAACGAGAGAUUAGUAUGGACGUCCGUCACGCUCGUCAUCUUCUUGGUGAUGAGCCAGAUGCCAUUGUACGGCAUUGUGUCGUCUGAUACAUCUGACCCUCUAUACUGGCUGCGCAUGAUGAUGGCCAGUAAUCGAGGCACGCUCAUGGAGCUGGGUAUCACGCCCAUCAUCUCCUCCGGCAUGGUCUUCCAGCUCCUCGCUGGCACCCACCUCAUCGACGUCAACCUCGACCUCAAGUCCGACCGUGAGCUCUACCAGACUGCGCAGAAGCUCCUCGCCAUCAUCAUCUCCUUCGGCCAGGCCUGCGUCUUCGUCCUGACUGGUCUUUACGGUCUGCCAAGCGACCUUGGCGCUGGUAUCUGCGUCCUGCUUGUCGUGCAGCUACUCACUGCGGCGCUGGUUGUCAUCUUGCUUGAUGAGCUGCUACAGAAGGGCUAUGGAUUGGGCAGCGGUAUCUCGCUCUUCAUCGCGACCAACAUCUGCGAGUCCAUCGUCUGGCGCGCAUUCUCGCCUACCACUGUCAACACUGGCCGUGGACCUGAGUUCGAGGGCGCCAUUAUCGCGCUUGUGCAUCUGUUGGUCACCUGGCCAAACAAGACGCUCGCUCUCAAGGAGGCCUUCUACCGUCAGAAUCUGCCGAACGUCAUGAACCUGAUCUCGACCAUCAUUGUCUUUGGUGUCGUGAUCUAUCUGCAAGGCUUCCGCGUCGAGAUCCCAGUCAAGUCCUCCCGCCAACGCGGCAUGCGCGGCUCCUACCCCGUCCGCCUCUUCUACACCUCCAACAUGCCCAUCAUGCUGCAGUCCGCCCUCUCCUCGAACGUCUUCCUCGUCAGCCAAAUGCUCUUCAACAGGCUCCCAGACAACCUCCUCGUCAAGCUCAUCGGUGUGUGGGAAGCUCGCGAAGGCUCCAGCCAGGUUUUGCCAGUCAGUGGUCUGGUAUACUACAUGAGCCCGCCGCUCAACAUCAAGGAUGCGCUACUCGACCCGUUGCACACCGCCGUCUUCACCGCCUACAUGCUCGUUGCUUGUGCCGCUUUCAGCAAGACGUGGAUUGAGGUUUCAGGAUCAUCGCCAAGGGACGUCGCGAAGCAGCUGAAGGAUCAGGGACUUGUGAUGGCCGGACACCGAGACGAGAGCAUGUAUCGCGAGUUGAAGCGUGUCAUCCCGACUGCUGCGGCUUUUGGUGGUGCGUGCAUUGGCGCGUUGUCGAUCGUCAGCGACCUUGUUGGUGCUUUGGGCAGUGGAACUAGCAUUCUGAUGGCCGUGACAAUCAUCUACUCGUACUUCGAAAUCGCGGCAAAGGAAGGAGACAUGCAAGGCCUGAAAGGUGCAAUCAUGGGAUAA
Messenger RNA from Saxophila tyrrhenica, 1431 nucleotides. It is a transcript of the gene SEC61, whose product is annotated as translocon subunit. Bases 1 to 1431 code for a protein of 476 amino acids. Gene Ontology annotation, cellular component: Sec61 translocon complex; membrane. Gene Ontology annotation, biological process: SRP-dependent cotranslational protein targeting to membrane, translocation; post-translational protein targeting to membrane, translocation. Gene Ontology annotation, molecular function: transmembrane protein transporter activity; ribosome binding; signal sequence receptor activity. NCBI's taxonomy places the organism in Eukaryota, Fungi, Ascomycota, Dothideomycetes, Mycosphaerellales, Extremaceae. The transcript is spliced from 5 exons. The record is from RefSeq and is a predicted model, not a curated record.